This is a messenger RNA of Prunus armeniaca (apricot), 642 nucleotides long. The record is from the annotation of a GenBank genome assembly. NCBI's taxonomy places the organism in Eukaryota, Viridiplantae, Streptophyta, Magnoliopsida, Rosales, Rosaceae.
AUGGGAUUCAGGAGUUUGCAAGGGUGCAACCUAGCUCUUUUGGCAAAACAAAGUUGGAGGAUCCUGGAUGAACCUAAUUCACUGUGGGUUCGUGUGCUAAAAGGCAGAUAUUUUCCUAAUAGGUAUUUUAGAGAUGCUGUGAAGGGUGGUAGGGCCUCUUUGGCAUGGGCUAGUAUUCUAGAUGUGCGUAAUAUCAUCAUGCAGGGUGCUCAUGGCUCAUCAACUCGGAUUUGGAUGGAUAAAUGGAUUCUUCAUCUCUAUGGUAAUCGAGUCCAACCGGUACUGAGAGCGAAGUUAAAUAUGGAUAUGAAUGUUGAAGAUAUUAUUGAUCACGAGAAUGGCAUUUGGAACCUUGCUCCUAUUCGUCACCUUAUCUCUGCGGAGGAGGAAAAUGCAAUCCUCAACACUCCUUUUGGGAGUAAGGGGGCCAGUGACCUUCUUAUUUGGCUAAGUGAAAGGAACGGUCGGUAUUCGGUAAGAUCUAGGUACCACUGGUUGCAGUCGAGAAUUUCUAGCUCUAGCCUUCAUUCCCCAUCUAUCUCAUCCACGACGACCCCUAAGUUGUGGAAGCUCCUCUGGAAAAUUCAAGCCCUUGGUCGGUCUCCUCUGCCAAAUUUGCUCUCCACACCCAGAAUCCAUUGA